Molecule: messenger RNA, 1480 nt
Organism: Fomitopsis serialis
Lineage: Eukaryota; Fungi; Basidiomycota; Agaricomycetes; Polyporales; Fomitopsidaceae
Product: concanavalin A-like lectin/glucanase domain-containing protein
Exons: 8
Coding region: 332-1480 (382 amino acids)
Biological process (GO): glucan catabolic process
Molecular function (GO): hydrolase activity, hydrolyzing O-glycosyl compounds
Source: RefSeq, a predicted model, not a curated record
UGCGGACGCCACGUGAUGGUGCAUGAGGCGACCGUACUGCCAGGCCUGACGGGAGCGGACCUCAUGCACUCGAGAUCUCAAGGCGAGAUGCGUAUGCAGUCGGAGGCGCGCCCCAGCUUGGCAUCUGUCCAUCCCCGGUCUGUUUCCUCCGACAUGAGCCUGCUGUACGCGGGCGCGUCUCGGGCCUUUACAAGGCCUUAAGGUAAACGUUGACGCGUCUUGCGUGUCCGCUCCUCUUUCCUUCGACCCUCGUCAUCUUCCGUCUGACUUUGGCCCGAGCCCUUCGUCGUAUCGCGUGCGCCGGGCAGUCCCCUCCUUUUGUGUGCCCGCCAUGUUUUUGCACCGCCACGCCCUCUGUGCAACAUUGCUCUCCCUGGCCAGCGCCGCAUUGGGAUACGAACUUAUCCAUGACUACUCAGGAGAUACCUUUUUCCAGGGAUGGGACUACUACGGCAAGUGGGACAACCUGACGCUAGGAAACGUCACCUACCUGUCGCAGGAGGCUGCGACGCAGCAAAACUUGACCUACAUCAACAGCGCGGGCAAUGCGAUCAUCAAGGUUGACAACUUCACCACAGUUUCUAAGGGUGAACGGCGCAACUCUAUCCGUCUUACAUCCGAGGAAUUCUACGACUUCGGUACUGUCUGGAUCAUCGACGCAGUACACUUGCCAUGGGGAUGCUCUGUCUGGCCUGCGUUUUGGAGCACAGCACCUGACUGGCCGGUUGGUGGCGAGAUCGAUAUCAUCGAGGGUAUCAACAAUCAGCUCAACGACCAGUUUGCCAUCCACACGACUGAGGGUUGCUACCACGACAAACCGCCAAAUCAAGUCGGUUUCAACAUUGACACGAAUUGCAGCAUGGGGUCAGGAUGCACCGUGGGCAUGACCUCCCAGAACAGUUACCAAGCUGGGUUCGCCACUGCUGGAGGCGGUGUAUAUGCCACACAGUACGACGUCUCUGGUAUCUACAUGUGGUUCUGGAGCCGGCCGGACGUUCCUUCCUCGCUCAGCGCUUCUUCGACGGGCAUCAACAUCUCUGAAUGGGGUACCCCGAUGGCCAGCUUCCCUAACGACCAGGCGUGCAACACGACGAAGUUCUUCAAGCCUCAACAGCUCAUAUUUGACAUCACGCUCUGUGGCGACUGGGCGGGCGUCCCGGGUAUCUACGACUCACAGUGCUAUAAUGCGGGACCGAACCACGAUUGCUACCUGGACAACGUUGUAGGGAACGGAAGCAAUUACGACGAGGCGUACUUUGAAGUCUCCUACGUCCGCACGUACGCCACCGGAGCCGCGCUCGCAGCCGCGCAAGCGAGCUCGAGCUCGAGCGCCGCGCCCUCAGCCACGCAGUCAGACCCCUCCUCGACGAAGACGCAGACGUCAGACGCGACGUUGCCUGGCAUUAGCCUGCACGGCGUGCUAUUCACGACGAUGUGCGUGGGCGGCCUUGUUGUGGGCAGCGUGCUGCCGUUGCUGUGA